This is a messenger RNA of Topomyia yanbarensis, 3385 nucleotides long. RefSeq lists its product as uncharacterized. Bases 299 to 3178 code for a protein of 959 amino acids. NCBI's taxonomy places the organism in Eukaryota, Metazoa, Arthropoda, Insecta, Diptera, Culicidae. The transcript has a single exon. The record is from RefSeq and is a predicted model, not a curated record.
CGCGUCAUCGUUUCGGUCAGGCCCGUGCCAUGAUUUAUGAAUGUGGUCAUUUGUUUGGAUUACCGCGGGGACUGGUUUUGGGUUCUCUCUCUGAAACGAUCAACGGGAAAGUACUGCGCCUGAUAUGUGAUCGAGAGUGAUCCUCUCAGCCUCAGCGGCUGGCAAGUUUUUGCACGCAAAGCAAAGGAUGCUUGAGUGAGCCCACGACAGUCGACAAUGAGCAAGAAGGCGCGCCGGACGUGUUUUGAAUUCGUGAUCGCGCACUAAUCGUGAUAUUUAAUGUUCUGUGCUCGCUGAAAUGAAUUUUGUGAUGAAUGCAGUGAUCCCUACUGGUGGUGCAACGUUACCGAUUUUUGUUGCCAUUGUUGUUGUUAUUAUACUCGAUCAGCACGGCACCUUUGGGCGAUUGUACAAGAGGUGUGAGCUGGCACGUGAAUUGGCGCUAAAACAGGUGCCGGAAGAUCAGAUUGCCGAUUGGCUGUGCAUCGCUGAGCAUGGCUCGAAACUCAACAGUUCGGCUGUCAAUCUGAAGUAUAAAAAGUUUGGCGGCUCGGCUUACUAUGGAAUUUUUCAGAUUAGUGAUCUUUAUGGUUGUUUGAUCAGUUCCAUAUGUGGACUAACCUGUGCCGCUCUAAAGGACGACGAAGUUGAAGAUGAUAUUGAUUGUAUGAGAAAAAUUCACGCCGAGUACAGUCGUGAGAUUGGAGAUGGAUUUGCAGCUUGGCCGAUCCAUAGGACCUACUGUCGGGAUCCAGUGAAUCGAGUGUCGUUCAAUGAUUGUUUAAACGAGGAAGUUCUUCGUUUUCAAGCAUACUACAAGAAGAAAAAAGCUAAAGCUAGAAAAGAAGACUUGGUGCUGAGUGCUCCCGUUGGUAAAGUGUACGAUCGAUGCGAGUUGGCGGUGGAACUUCGAGACAAAUUUAAACUGCCGCAGGAACAAAUCGCUACUUGGGUAUGCAUAGCAUACCACGAGAGUCGGUUCAAUACUUCAGCCGAAGGUCGUUUGAAUGCAGAUGGUAGCGGUGAUCAUGGCCUAUUUCAAAUCAGUGAUAUCUACUGGUGUUCGGCAACCAGUCGUCCGGGAAAAGCUUGCGGGGUGACAUGUGAAGAUUUACGAAAUAAUGAUAUUAGUGACGAUAUUAGUUGUUUACGAAAAAUAUACGACGAACAUCAGCGGAUCUCAGGCAAUGGGUUUACGGCGUGGACGGUGUACAGGCCUUACUGUCAAGGAAGGGAAGAAAGCUUUAUGCACAAUUGCUUUGAUGAAGAACGGGUCUCGACGACGGCCAUCCGGCCACGACCAGGAAUCACAGCACCGACACGACCAGGUAAAAAAUCUGGAAUCAUCUCGGUCGGGAAGAUCUACGAUCGCUGUGAAUUGGCGAACGAUCUGCUGCAUAAAUACAACAUUCCAAAGGAACAGAUCGCAACCUGGGUGUGCAUAGCUUUUCACGAGAGUAGUUUCAACACAUCCGCCGAAGGUCGUCUGAAUGCGGAUGGUAGUGGCGAUCACGGAUUGUUCCAGAUUAGUGAUAUUUAUUGGUGUUCUCCACCGGGGAAUGGAUGGGCAUGUGGAGUAAGCUGCGACGAGCUGAAAGAUAAUGAUAUUUCCGAUGAUGUUCAGUGUAUUCGAACAAUUUAUGAGGAGCAUCAGAGACUAUCUGGUGACGGGUUCAAUGCAUGGUCUGUCUACAAACCCCACUGUAAAGAUAAAUCUGAAAGCUAUGCACGCGGGUGCUUCGGGUCGAUCGAAGAUCAAGCAGUAAGUCCAGCUUUACCGAAACCUGGAAUCACCGCUCCGACGCAUGCUCCUCCGAGGAAAUCUACCGCUACAAGAGGAAAGGUUUACAACCGUUGCGAGUUGGCUAGAGAAUUGUAUUUCAAGCAUCAUUAUUCGAUCGAGGAUGCUGCUACUUGGACUUGUAUAGCGCAGUAUCAGUCAAAUUUCAACACAGCCGCCGUUGGAUCCGGAUCGGGAGAUGUUAAAUAUCACGGAAUGUUCCAGCUGAGCGAUGAAUAUUGGUGUUCACCACCUGGUCGGGGCUGGGUCUGUGGGCUGCCUUGUUCCGAUCUGGAGGACGACGAUAUCUCGGAUGAUCUUGCUUGUAUGCGACAUAUCUACGAAGAACAUCAAAGAAUAUCCGGAGACGGAUUUAAUGCUUGGGCUGUUUACCAACCCUAUUGUAAGGGGAAAUCAAUGAGUAUGAUGAACGGAUGCUUCGAAGAGGGAGAAAACGCGCUGGUUCCAACGACAAUCCCGACUAGAAAGCCAACUAAGAAGAAGAAUGUUGGUGUAGGUAAGGUGUAUCAACGCUGCGAACUAGCUCGAGAGCUGUUCUACAAGCACAAUUUACCAUAUGAUCAAAUCGCAACCUGGGUUUGUAUCGCCCACAGAGAAUCAAACUACAACGUUUCGGCUAUCGGUAGAUUGAAUGCCGAUGGAAGUGAGGAUCAUGGAUUAUUUCAAAUCAGUGACAUUUACUGGUGCUCACCUCCAGGGAAAGGUUGGGUUUGUAAUUUGCCCUGCUCAGAUCUAGAAGAUAACGAUAUCACCGAUGAUCUGGAAUGUAUGAAGCUGAUUUUCGAGGAACAUACGAGACUUUCUGGAGACGGCUUCAAUGCCUGGGCUGUGUACAGACCGUACUGCAAAGGAAGAUCUGAUCAUUAUAUCAACGGAUGUUUCGAUGACCCGACUACGAUUUCCACUAUGCUCCCUACUCCGACACGGCCAACCUAUCCAACAACGAAAAGGACAACCUAUUCCCGGUUACCACCAACAACUACCAAAACUACUGUCGCAUCUACAACAACUUCAAAGAAGAGCUUUUGGAGUUCAUCGACCACGAAACCAACACUGCCAUCCGUAACGACCCGAACGAUCAGUUCCAGAAGUACAACCUCCCGCCCUACCUAUGGAUCUAGCAAAGCAACAACCAACCUGUACGAUUUUUAUCUAAACCAUUUCGGUCGCCCGAACACUACUCCGGUGACCUACGCACCUUUUACAUUCAGAACUACAAAUGUUCCAAAAACUGCCACGACCACUGCCGCAACAACCACCACACGUUUUACAUGGUCACCAAAACAUGAAACUAGUACUACAAGUCGGACGACAUCUGCAAGCACCGUUCAAUAUUCAAACUUUGAUCGACUAUUCGAUCAGUUCAAACAUGGCUGACAAUCGCUUCUAGCCUAAUGAAUAAAUUAAUUUUGCACAUAAAAAUGAUGAUUCAUGAUUUGUACAUGUGAGAAAUACCAUUAACCUAUGAUCAAUGAUGACAUUAGGUAAUAGAUCCUUUUCAACUAUCCUUCCGGUUCUAAUGAGAAAAGUUCCAAACUAAUAAAACGUUAGAUUUAUCGAUCAUAUAAAUAAUUAAUUGCUAUU